CUCUAUCAAGCAGUACACUGACUUUUUGUUUGAAAAACAGAGGCUUUGGAAUAAACAACUGCAAAUAAACAUUAACAGCACCUUAACACAAAUAGUGCAACCAAACAUGCCUAGCAGCACCUUGACUCAUCUCACAGACUUAUCACAGCAACAGCAAAGACUAUAUUGUGCAUACAACAAUCCUCAAAUAAUGGAUAAAGAGAAAGAAACUACUCUGGCUUCAGGUAAAUACUCUCCAAUUCCAGUUUUAAAUGAUCUUAUUACAAGAGCUUUAAGGUUAAUAUCCAAGGACAAGCUCUACCAACAACAGCUUUGCCACUAG
This is a messenger RNA of Racocetra fulgida, 322 nucleotides long. The record is from the annotation of a GenBank genome assembly. NCBI's taxonomy places the organism in Eukaryota, Fungi, Glomeromycota, Glomeromycetes, Diversisporales, Gigasporaceae.